AACCCUUUCUCCCAUACUCUCCAUAAACCAUUCACACACACUCAUUCAAAUUACAGAGUAACAUUCUCGUACACAAACUAAUCAACCUUUGUUAUACCUUUUUAUGCCCUAAUAUGGCCAAAGAAGGUCUUGGACUUGAAAUCACGGAGCUGAGAUUAGGUCUACCCGAUGCUGAACAACAUGUGAGUGUGGCGAACAAGAACAAUAAGAGGGCGUUCUCGGAGAUUGAUGAUGUUGGAGAUCAAAACAGCUCCUCCGGCGGCGGCGGUGACCGGAAAAUGGAGAACAAGAACCAGGUGGUGGGGUGGCCUCCGGUGUGCUCGUACAGGAAGAAGAACAGUGUGAACGAAGCCUCGAAAAUGUACGUUAAGGUUAGCAUGGAUGGUGCUCCUUUCUUGCGUAAAAUGGAUCUGGGUAUGCACAAAGGAUACUCCGAUUUAGCCUUCGCUUUGGAGAAGCUCUUUGGUUGCUAUGGAAUGGUGGAAGCAUUGAAGAAUGCAGAGAAUAGUGAACACGUGCCCAUUUAUGAGGACAAAGAUGGUGACUGGAUGCUUGUUGGAGAUGUCCCAUGGGAAAUGUUCAUGGAGUCAUGCAAGAGGUUGAGGAUUAUGAAGAGAGCAGAUGCAAAGGGGUUCGAUUUGCAACCAAAAGGAUCUUUAAAGGGAUUCAUAGAAAGCGUGGGAAAGUGAAAAAAUGUUAAUGUUGUGCACUUUUGAUGAUGAUAAUUUAUGUUAUGGUUUUCUUAUAUUAAUUUGAGAAAGCAUGCCUUUUUAGUUUGAUAUAUGAAUCAGACUUUUGUUUAUGUUAAGUGUUAAUGGAUGACACAUAGGACCCUAUACAAUCAAUAGGGAAAACUCAUCUUUUUUUAGAUUAAUGAUUUAUCUAUUUUCUUCAAUUGCACUGUAUCAGUA
Messenger RNA from Vigna unguiculata (cowpea), 911 nucleotides. Its product is annotated as auxin-induced protein 22A. Lineage: Eukaryota; Viridiplantae; Streptophyta; Magnoliopsida; Fabales; Fabaceae. The record is from RefSeq and is a predicted model, not a curated record. Gene Ontology annotation, biological process: regulation of DNA-templated transcription. Gene Ontology annotation, cellular component: nucleus.